UUACAAGUAUACUUGUGCUUGAACUUCAAGGCUUGAGUAUUACAACUUGUAAUUUAUAAGUUACUUACAAUGUAAGCCUUCCAUGCCUAUGUUAACUAGUUUAAUUUAUUAAGUAGUUAAACUAUUUGUUAAUGAAACUGUAAAUUGCCGGCUCAAACUUCUUUUUUUUUGCAUUUACAAAUCCUUAGUUGUACUUACUCUUCAAACGUUGUUCUUGUUUUGUCUUCUCACAAUGAUUCGAACCCUUUAACCUUUGUGGUUAAAUGAACCAAAAAUCACCUAAAUAUCUUUAUCUAGUUAUAAAUACAAUUUGAGCAAUGGAUAACACAUUGGAAAAAGUGUUACCAAAAAUCACUCGUAACGAGCUUAUUCUAAAAAAUAUUUUCUACUACCUGGAUGAACAAAGUAUUGAGCAGUGCCUUAAAGUUUGCCAACAAUGGAAUGUAAUCGCUAGAUCAGUGGAUAGGCCAAAAAGAAAAAUUUGUCAGAUCAUUGCGGUUUUUCUGAUUGACCGUUUUGCUUCAUUUUUCCUGCUACGCUCUAGAAUCCUUAAAUUUUCAAGCCCUUUGAUAGAAAAAAGUGUUGAUGAAUACUACACAAUAUCUGGACGAAAAGGCCCUGAAAAUUUUGAAAAUCAGUUUCUCCAAUGCUUGCAAAAGUCUUAUUCUAGACCAAGUUGUUUGAUACUCUUGGAGGGUAACAACAUUAAGAUUGGUAAAAAAAGACGUUGGAAGCGUGCUAAGGUGAUAAACGCCAUAAGAUCAAGUCUCCCUCAUGAUUGUGCUGUUAUCGGUAUUGAUGCCCACUAUGGAAUUAUCGGUGAAUCUUCCCAGUCUGCUUUAACAAGUGCUAAAGAUCCAUUAACCAUCUGUUAUGAAAUUUCUGGACUAUUUGGCAUUUCUUGCCUAGUGUUACCCAAAUACGAAGGAUUUAACGUGACAGUAUUUGAACGAGCCAGCGAGGAAUGCGAGGAAGAGUUUAUUUUUCAAGACGAUAUCAAAGCGGUUGUACUUUUCUCCUCUGGAGUUUCAAGUAAAGGUGGCUAUUUGAUUCACACACAAGUUGAUACGAUUUUCGACCAUUUUGAUGGUCAACUUGCCUUAGCAGGAGCGCAAGUUAAUGAUAAAUUGGUUACAAAUCAGCCUACUGUACAAUAUUUCUCUGAUGAUACCGCAAACUUUUUCUUCGUCAAUGGACCUCCUCCUUAUAAUUCCAUGUUCAAUCCUAAAAAAAUGUCCCUCAUUGGAAUCCAGUUCAGUGGCCCUAAUUGUUAUGCAGCUAGUUUAGCAAUUGAAGAUUUGAAUCAUCUGAAUAAUGGUACGGAUGGCAAUGUGAUUGAAAAAGAGCUUGCACACAUUGAAUCGAAACUGCUGGAAUUCAAGGCUAACCUUCCUUUCCCAUCUGACUCAUAUGGUUGGUCUAGCGAAUCGAUUGCAUUUUUAUUUUUCAAUUACGAUCACUAUAAACGUUAUGCUGAGUACUCCAAAGAUAUUAACGCCGGAGUUUCAAUAUUCCACACUGUCUUUCCUAAAACUCAUAUUACCGGCAUUCUUUGUCACGCUCAAUAUGAACACAAUUUUAUUCCAAAGAUGGAUCAAGAAAACGAUUUUGAGUUUGAAACUGGUCAAAAAUCGCCUCCAUUCGAUAAUUUUAUUUACGAAAACACUAAUAAUGGUUCAAGUCGAAUUUUGCUUCCCUCUCCUCGAGGUAUAGCCAGUUUUUUGAUCAUAAAUAUAAACAAAUAAAGUACAAAACUGAAAUGGAAAUUUCUAAUUGAGUUCUUAUAUUCUUAAUACAUUAAUAAAUGUAAUUUGACCUGUAAA
Messenger RNA from Tetranychus urticae (two-spotted spider mite), 1823 nucleotides. RefSeq lists its product as uncharacterized. Gene Ontology annotation, molecular function: protein binding. Gene Ontology annotation, biological process: positive regulation of proteasomal ubiquitin-dependent protein catabolic process; protein polyubiquitination. The record is from RefSeq and is a predicted model, not a curated record. NCBI's taxonomy places the organism in Eukaryota, Metazoa, Arthropoda, Arachnida, Trombidiformes, Tetranychidae.